Diaporthe batatas is the source of this 2490-nucleotide messenger RNA. RefSeq lists its product as uncharacterized. The record is from RefSeq and is a predicted model, not a curated record. Bases 183 to 2405 code for a protein of 740 amino acids. Lineage: Eukaryota; Fungi; Ascomycota; Sordariomycetes; Diaporthales; Diaporthaceae. The transcript has 2 exons.
GCAGGCACCAACUAGCCCGAGCAGAUGCAGCCGUAGCGAAAAUGGUUGACGACUACAAAGGAGACGCGGUCGCCGGUUGUGAGGAGGGGGCUGACGACCUGCCUCCUCCUCUGCGCUUCACCUCCUUUUUUACAGUCCAUUCGCUGCUGUAGAAGCUCGUGAACGAGGCCGAGACAGCCAGCAUGAAGUCUACCGUGUUGGUCGUGGCCAGUGGCCUCUCCGGCAUGGCUCACGCCGCCGCCGUGAACACCACCACCUCCGCUGUCCCCAGCCCGACUCAGCCAUGUGCUGUUGCCAGUGCUGCAUACGCGUCUCAGAUCGCCGUAUCUCCCUUGGCCACUCCUACGAUCGCUGCGGGCAUUGCUCACGACUGCUUGCUUUCCGUGCCGCUGGGGAAAGAGGCGGCCAUCGAGCUGGUUGACUCCAUCGAGCCGUACCUGGAAUGGCAAUCAGACUCCGGCUAUUUGGCAGACCCGCCAGAGGAUUACUUUUACCCGGCUUACGACAUGUUUGCCAACUUGGCUUCCAUCCGGUCUAAGCUCGAGAGUGACAGCUAUUCGGGAGAGUACGAGUUCCAGCAAGAGCUCUACAACACUGUCUUCGGCCCGGCCCACGAUGGCCACUUUGUCUACUACCCUGACCUCUUGACUCUCGUUUUCGACUGGAACCGCCCGCUGUCGCUGGUGUCCAUCAGCGAGGACCAGUCUUCACUGCCGGAGAUCAAGAUCUACGAGGAUGUGAUCUCGUCUCCCAGCACUGCCUCAACCGUGGAAUUGAUCAAUGGGAUCGAUGCUGCCACUUACCUCGAGGACACCAUCAACCAGGCUGGUUGGAACCAGGAUGUUGACUCUGCCUACAACUCCAUGUUCUUCGAGCUCUCUGCCCCUGCUGCGGGCCUGGGCGUCGGAUACUUCAAGGGAGGUGGUCGUAUCCGUUACAUCUAUCACGGCGACACCACGAACAUCACCUUUGCCAACGGCACUGAGAUCACUCUUCAGAACUAUGCCCGUAUCAAGGUGCCCCUGACGGGUAUCACGGACGGGGAGUCUAUGUAUGAGCGGUUCUGCGACCCCAACGGCUACGACAGCGGCGCGUCUACCACCUCUGUCACCAAUGGCACAUCCGCGGCUCUGACGAGCAUCCCUGGGUACCCUACGCCUGUGAUCGUCACUCAGGACGCCGUCGUCGCUGGAUUCUACCUUGACGGCGAGGGAUACGAGGACGUCGCAGUCAUCGUCCUCCUGGCCUUUGAGAGCGAGUCCCCCGCCGAGUUCCAAGCCGUGGCCUCGCAGUUCUUUGCCGAUGCCAAGGCCGCUGGUAAGACCAAGCUGGUCAUUGACUUCCAAGGAAACGGAGGCGGAUACAUCCUGCAAGGAUACGACUUCUUCCGCCAGCUGUUCCCCAGCGUGCAGGAGGACGGGUUCUCGCGCUGGAAGGCCAGCGACUCGUUCCUGGCCAUCUCGGAUGUCAUCUCAGAUGUCGUCGGCAAGAUCGACCCCUACACAUCCGACGACCCGACCUUGGUCAGCUUCUACGAGAGCUGGUUUAAUUGGCGCUACGACCUCAACCUCACGCUGGACCCCUUCGUGAGCUUCGACGACAAGUUCGGCCCCUACGUCUACCAGGACACCGACUACACCAACAUCAUGCGGUGGAACCUCAGUGACCCUCUGACCACGACCAACCAGACGUUCGGCCUGGGCAUCGAGAUCGCAGGCUACGGCAGCCUGGCCAACCUGACUCAGCCUUUUGCGGCCGAGAACAUCAUCAUGCUGUACGACGGAGUCUGCGCCAGCACCUGCACGCUCGCGUCGGAGAUGCUCCGCAUCCAGGGCGGCGUAAAGUCUGUCGCCAUGGGUGGACGCCCGCAGGAGGGCCCCAUCCAGGGCGUCGGCGGCGUCAAGGGCGCCCAGGUCCUGGACUGGUCGUCGGUGCUGGCCUACAACCAGAUCGCGCUGGAGCUCGGCGCCAACAUCACCACCGACGAGCAGAAGGCCGCGCUGUCCCGGUACAACGACCUCGCCGUCAACCGCAGCACCGCAGGCGCCAUCAACGGCCGGGACCAGAUCCUCCGGGACAACGUCGACGAUGGCAUCCCCGCGCAGUUCAUUGCCGAGGAGGCUGACUGCAGGCUCUACUGGACGCUGCCCAUGAUCACGGACAUCACCGCGGUGUGGAAGGCCGUUGCCGACUCGGCGUGGAACGGCGCCGCGUGCGCUUAUGGAGAGCUGUCCUCCCCGGCCUCGUAUGAGGCUGCUCCGAAGAAGAGGGCCGCUGGCGACAUCGCUCAUGGCCGUGUUCCUAAGCCGAUCAUGCGUCACCCGCACGCGACCAAGAUCGGCAGGCGUGAGCUGUCCCAGCCUGAUAAUGUCAAGGCUAAGCAGAUGCUCAAGGCUAUUCCAUAGACGCGCCAUUGCCCCCAUGGAGACGUAGCUGUUUGGGCUUAUGAUAUAAUAUUAGUGUAUAUAUCUACAAUAUUGGAAACAAUUA